UAGAAAAAUUAAAUCUUGCUUUCAAACUAGAUCAAAUUAACAGUUGAGGAGGUGGAAUGAAAAUCAUUUGAAAAGGAAACGACGUCGUGUGCAAUUGAUCGUGUCACUGUAUGACUAGAUACAGGACGAGCUCAUCGGAAAUGAAGCAGCAUUCUUCCCAAAGCCAUGGUUGUUCUCGGACGCGAAGCCUGCCACUCUGCUAUACCCUUGCCACACUGUUCCUUUCAUAAACCAAAAUUUUCAAAACCUCAUCCCUUUGUUUGCUCAAAAUCCGUGAGGCCAUCGUUGCCUCUGUUCGCUGCUCAAUCCACUCCACCUCAUCACUCUUCACCCUCCAUUUUUCUCCCUUUCCUAGAAAAAGAAGAAGAAGAACCGAAAGCAGAAACUCAACAAGAGCAAGAAAAUGAAAAGGAUGAGAAGUGCCUUACAGACCCAAUCGUUAAAUUCUUUAAGUCCCGCACUUCAACCGAAGACCCGCCGCGUCCAGGCAAGUUCUCCCUCCAGAAAAACCGCCGCACUCUUUGGCGUCUUGCCCCUGACAUCGAAUCCGACACCGAACCUGAUAUUGAAGACAUUUUUAUCAAAGAUGAAAAUCAACAAAUGGGUUCGAAUUCAAAUUCAUUGCCCGACGGAGUUGUAGGGGAAAUAAUCAAUCUUGCAAGGGGCUUGGAAGAGAAUACAACAUUGGGAGAGCAAUUGAGCGCUUAUGAAGGGAGGAUUAAUGCAAUACAAUGUGUAGAGGUUUUGCAGCUGAUGGGCGAGGAGGGUAUGAUCACGUGUUGCUUAUAUUUCUUUGAGUGGAUGCGAUUGCAGGAGCCAUCUCUUGUCACGCCUCGUGCUUGUACUGUUCUGUUUCCUAUAUUGGGAAGGGCAAGGAUGGGUGAUAAGUUGAUGAUUCUAUUUAGGAACUUGCCGCAGACUAAGGAAUUUCGAGAUGUUCAUGUUUAUAAUUCUGCUAUUUCUGGUCUUCUUUGUUGUGGAAGGUAUGAUGAUGCUUACAAGGUGUACGAGGCCAUGGAAUUAAACAAUAUCUCUGCAGACCAUGUGACAUGUUCUAUAAUGAUUACCAUCAUGAGGAAAAAAGGCUGCAGUGCAAAAGAGGCUUGGGAGUUCUUUGAGAAAAUGAAUCGUAAAGGAGUCAAAUGGAGUCCAGAAGUCCUAGGUGCUCUAAUAAAAUCAUUCUGUGAUGAGGGACUAAAGAGCGAAGCCCUAAUUAUCCAAGUUGAAAUGGCAAGGAAAGGGAUAACUUCAAAUACAAUUGUGUACAACACAUUAAUGGAUGCUUAUAAUAAAUCCAACCAAAUUGAAGAAGUUGAAGGUCUCUUUACUGAGAUGAAAGGAAAAGGCCUCAAACCUACAACUGCUACCUUUAACAUUCUUAUGGAUGCUUACAGCAGAAGAAUGCAGCCAGAGAUAGUUGAGAAAUUACUGCUAGACAUGGAAGAUGCAGGAUUAGAGCCUGAUGUCAAAUCAUAUACAUGCCUAAUAAGUGCAUAUGGGAGGCAGAAGAAGAUGAGUGACAUGGCUGCAGAUGCAUUCUUGAGAAUGAGGAAAGUCGGUAUAAAGCCUACUUCCCAUUCUUAUACAGCUCUUAUCCAUGCUUAUUCUGUCGGUGGAUGGCAUGAGAAAGCUUACAUCACAUUUGAGCAUAUGCAACAGGAAGGAAUCAAACCCUCUGUAGAAACUUACACAGCUCUACUGGAUGCAUUUAGGCGUGCUGGUGACACCCAAAUGCUGAUGAAAAUUUGGAAACUGAUGAUAAGUGAAAAGGUUGAAGGGACAAGGGUGACAUUCAACAUUCUUCUUGAUGGGUUUGCUAAACAAGGUCGAUACAUUGAAGCAAGGGAUGUGAUAUCUGAAUUUGGGAAGUUGGGCUUACAGCCAACGGUAAUGACAUAUAAUAUGCUGAUGAAUGCAUAUGGACGGGGAGGGAGACACUCGAAAUUGCCGCAGCUAUUGAAAGAAAUGGCAACUUUGAGUCUAAAACCUGAUUCUGUUACUUACUUAACCAUGAUCUAUGCAUAUAUUCGUGUUCGUGAUUUCAAAAGGGCAUUCACCUAUCACAAGAAGAUGGUCAAAAGUGGGCAAGUACCAGAUGCCAAGUCUUAUCAAAAGCUUAGGGCAAUAUUGGAAGAAAAAGCGAAAAUAAAGAACAGGAAGGAUAGAAGUGCCAUACUUGGUAUAAUUAAUAGCCAAACGGGUUGGUUGAAAGUUAAGAAGAAAGGAAAGAAAGACGAGUUCUGGAAGCACAAGAAAAGGCAUCCAGGAAUGCAUAAUGCUGCUCAUGAGUCAUGAUGGAGAGUGAUUAUGAUUUUUGCGUAGCUCUAUAAUGUGAGAAAGCUCAAGUGACCUGUAUUGGAGUUCUGCAGGGAAUAUCUAUCUUCUGCUCAUGUAACAACCUAUACUCCAGAGUGUGAUAUUUCAACAUGGUCUUAGCUAUUAAAUAGAGAAAGGAAAAAUCCAGCUAACCACAUGAACAUGCUUACACUGAAAAACUACAAUGGAGCAUUUUUCAUCAUCCUAUAUGAAACAUUACAAGAGCAUUUGGCUACAAUUGAUUUUUUCAAGUCUCCAGAUAAUGCUACAGGUAAUUCUCUCUCCAUAUUUCAUUGUGUACAAAAUUUUCAUUCUUUUGAUGAAUCCUUGGUCUAGAAAUCUUUGUAAUAUUAGAAUAUAAACUCUAUGAACAUCUAAAAUUUGCUUCUUUGUGUUAAUACUGUUUCCUGUACUAAUGGUAUAAGUUUGAUCGUUGGCUGAUCAGUUAUUUGUCA
This is a messenger RNA of Jatropha curcas, 2771 nucleotides long. RefSeq names its product Pentatricopeptide repeat (PPR) superfamily protein. Lineage: Eukaryota; Viridiplantae; Streptophyta; Magnoliopsida; Malpighiales; Euphorbiaceae. The record is from RefSeq and is a predicted model, not a curated record. Gene Ontology annotation, molecular function: protein binding.